UCGAUCGUCCAUAAAUGAAUUGUUUUUUUGUUAUUGAUGGAUUGAUUCCGCCGCUUGAAAAAAAAAAACGAAAAAAGUGCAUUUGGAGUUUCUCUUGUGACUUUCAUGGUCCGUAGUUGCGCUGAUUCAAACCGGAAACGCUGGGGAGGAAAAGGAGGAAGAGGAGGAGGAGGGGAAGGGGGAGGAGGAGGAGGAGAAGGAGGAGGGGGAGGAGGAGGAGGAGGAAGACUAGUUGCUGGAGGAGGAGAAGGAGGAGGAGGAGGAGGAGGGAGGACUAGGAGGAAAAGGCCAAAGCCAGGGAGGAAGCCGACGAAGAAGAGAAGGAGGAGGAGGAGAAAGAGGAGGAGGAGGAGGAGAAAGAGGAGGAGGAGGUGGAGGAGCAGGGAGGAGAAGGGAGGAGGAGGGAGGAGGUGGCGGCAAAAGGGCGAGGAGGAGGAGGAGGAGAAGGGGGAGAAGGAGGAGGAGGAGAAGGGGGAGGAAGAGGAGGAGGAGGAGGAGGAGGAGGAGGAAGAGGAGGAGGAGGAGGGGGGAGGAGGACUAGGAGGAAAAGGCCGAAGCCGGCAAGGAAGCCGGAGAAGAAGAGGAGGACGAGGAGAAAGAGGAGGAGGAGGAGGAGGAGAAAGAGGAGGAGGAGGAGGAGGAGCAGGGAGGAGGAGGGAGGAGGAGCGAGGAGGAGGGAGGAGGAGGGAGGAGGUGGCGGCAAAAGGGCGGUAGUUGCUGGUUUUUGUUUUUUUUGGGCCUUUUCGAACUUGCCCUCCCUGACGCGGCUGCUGUUUUGAAAUAAAGAUCGGAUCGGAUC
Chara braunii is the source of this 799-nucleotide messenger RNA. NCBI's taxonomy places the organism in Eukaryota, Viridiplantae, Streptophyta, Charophyceae, Charales, Characeae. The record is from the annotation of a GenBank genome assembly.